AUGCCACCCAAGUUCGAUCCUAGUGAGGUAAAGAUCAUCUACCUUCGUGCUACUGGUGGUGAAGUUGGUGCUUCAAGUGCCCUCGCUCCCAAGAUCGGUCCUCUCGGUUUGUCCCCCAAGAAGGUUGGUGAAGAUAUCGCCAAGGGUACCAAGGACUGGAAGGGUCUCCGUGUCACUGUCCAAUUGACCAUUCAAAACCGUCAAGCCCAAGUUUCCGUUGUUCCUUCCGCUUCCUCUUUAGUCAUCAAGGCUCUUAAGGAACCUGUUCGUGACCGUAAGAAGGAAAAGAACAUCAAGCACUCUGGUAACAUCUCUCUUGAUGAUGUUAUUGAAAUUGCUCGUACCAUGCGCUUCAAGUCCUUGGCUCGUGAACUCAAGGGUACUGUCAAGGAAAUCCUUGGUACCGCUUUCUCUGUUGGUUGUACCGUCGAUGGUCAAAGCCCCAAGGAUAUUCAAGAUGCUAUUGACGCUGGUGAAAUCGAAAUUCCUGAAAAAUAAAUUGGAUUUUGAACAACACAUAAAUCACUUGCAUUUUAUAAAUAAAUACGAUUUUGGUAAAACAAAAUAAAGGCAUAUACACAGACACAGACACACACACGCUCAUAUACGCAUACACAAUGGAUAUCUAUUUGUGAGGAUAAACGUUUUUUUUAGUCUUGGGAAUACAAUUGCGUGACGAGCAAUAGGGACAAAUUCAUUGGGAUUUUAUCAACGGUCUUUGCUUUUUUUUUGUUUUUUGUUUUUUU
Messenger RNA from Rhizopus microsporus ATCC 52813, 746 nucleotides. RefSeq names its product 60S ribosomal protein L12. Gene Ontology annotation, biological process: translation. The coding region runs from base 1 to 498 and encodes 165 amino acids. The record is from RefSeq and is a predicted model, not a curated record. Lineage: Eukaryota; Fungi; Mucoromycota; Mucoromycetes; Mucorales; Rhizopodaceae. Gene Ontology annotation, cellular component: ribosome; cytosolic large ribosomal subunit. The transcript has 3 exons. Gene Ontology annotation, molecular function: large ribosomal subunit rRNA binding; structural constituent of ribosome.